AUGAAACCAAUAAUCGCCAUCCCAGCAAUAAUAGUCCUCGUCCACCGCGCCUACUCCCGCAAAUCCCUCACUCCCCUUGGCCUCGCAACAGCAGCUCUAACAGCAACUGCCCACGCGCUUCACCCCUGGUCAACACCCUUCGCCCUCCUUGCUGUCUUCUAUUUCGGCGGCACAAAAGCCACAAAGGUUAAACACGAUAUCAAAGCUCAACUCACCCUCUCCGCGACCGGAUCGGAAGGCGGCGAGGGCCAAAGAAACCACGUCCAGGUUCUGGCGAAUAGUGUCGUCGCGACGGUGCUUAUUCUCCUCCAUACUUAUGUUCUGAGUGAGUCGUCGGCGGAGUGUUUCGAAAAUGGUAGGAGUGCGGCAGAUUUGUUGAUUGUGGGGAUAGUUGCCAACUACGCCUCCGUAGCAGCCGAUACCUUCUCCUCCGAACUGGGCAUUCUGUCGAAAUCCAAGCCCCGCCUGAUCACCUCACCCACACUCCGGGUCGUUCCACCGGGUACAAACGGCGGCGUAACAGCCACGGGUCUUUUGGCGGGCAUAUUCGGCGCAUUUACGGUCUCUUUGGCGUCCGCUGUGCUUUUGCCGUUCUGUGUGGAGUCCAGUCUUACGGAUCGAGUGUAUUGGACGCUUGCAUUUACGGGCUGGGGCACGUUGGGGAGUGUGCUGGAUAGUGUUUUAGGGGGCUUAUUGCAAGCGAGUGUUGUUGAUAAGCGGACGGGGAAGGUUGUUGAGGGAGAGGGCGGGAAGAAGGUGCUUGUUCAUCCUCAUCCUAGGGCUGGGGGUGCUACGGGAUAUUCGAGUGCUUGUGCUUCUGCUUCUGGGUCUGUGCAGCAGGGGAAGGGUGAGAAGGGCGGUGUUGAGACCUUGCAUGAGAGUCGGAAGGUUGAGAGUGGAAGGGAUUUGCUGGACAAUAAUGCUGUUAAUGUUUUGAUGGCGUUUAUUAUGAGUGUGGGUGCUAUGGGAGUUGCUGGUUGGGUUUGGGGUAUUUCAGUUUUUGAUAUUGGGGUUUUAAGUUAA
Messenger RNA from Aspergillus bombycis, 1023 nucleotides. Its product is annotated as DUF92 domain-containing protein. Bases 1 to 1023 code for a protein of 340 amino acids. Gene Ontology annotation, cellular component: membrane. The record is from RefSeq and is a predicted model, not a curated record. The transcript has 3 exons. Lineage: Eukaryota; Fungi; Ascomycota; Eurotiomycetes; Eurotiales; Aspergillaceae.